AAAAGUGUUUUAAUAAGACUUCAACAUAGUGAAAAAUCUCAGUGUUAAUAAAUGAAUGUAAUUAAUUCAACUGUGAUUGAGUAAGUAAAUAAAUCUUCGAAAUCAAGAAUUGUCUAAGAUGUAUUGGGAUACAAAUUAUUCGAACUCCGUAAACAUAGUAGCGCUUUUGAACAAAGAAAAGUGCACACUGAAGGAGCUUCUGGAAGAUGAAGAUAUUUUGGCAGAAUGCAAAUCACAAAACCAUCAACUUGUUAAAUUUUUAAAUCGCACCGAAAUUGUUGACGAACUGAUUACCCUCAUCUCGACAGAACCAUCACUAGAUUAUCCUGAAGACAAACGUUUCCUAUAUCCCAAUGUCGCUUGUGAGAUAAUAACCAGUGAUGUUCCGACAUUAAAGCAGCGAAUGGUCGAAGAUCAGAACAUUAUGAACAAACUUUAUGGUUUCUUUGAACAAGAACCGCCACUUAACCCUCUACUUGCUUCUUUUAUAUGCAAAACAUUCGGCAUGCUUAUGAAAAAGAUGGAAUUGGACUGGUUUCUCUACCAGACAAUUUGUCUCCACGUCAUUGAAUUUAUCAAAUCUAAAGACAACUUUCUCGAAGUGAUGACGCAACAUUUAGCUACUCCGGUUGUUGUAGAUUUACUGCUUAAUAUGCUCAAUGACAUCGAAGACGAUAAAAUGAAAAUCGGAUUUCUCGAAUGGAUAAACAAGAAAGGUCUGAUUGCUAAAAUGAUUGGAGUAUUACAAAUACCGAGUGAAUCUAAUAAACAUGAAAGUGUUGCUAAGUUCUUGACAGAAAUGAUUAAGACUGGCCGAUGUAACCGCCAAAUGGACACCGAAGAACGAAAAGCCUUACCAAACCCACUUCUUCAAACUCUUGAAGAUAACGAAACUGUUGAUCAACUUCUUGAUGUGAUUUUAAGCGAGCCACGAACUGAAUGUGGAAUAUUAUCCGGUAUGCAAGUGCUUUUGUGCUUGCUAGUGAAUCCAAUAAUUGAAGAACCUGUCUCGCAAUCCGCCUUGCAACAAAUGAUCGAUGCCGAAAAAGAGCACCACGAUGAAAUUGUUGCAUCAUUAAUGGAAAUUAUUAAGUCUCGUGUUCAUCAAUUAUUCGAGCUUCUUCUUGAUCCGCCAAUUAUUGCACGUGCAAUUGGCUCCAACACCGAUUAUCCAUUGACACCUCCAUUAGGCAAUGUUAGAUUACAAUUAUGUUAUUUGUUUACAGUAUUACUUGAAACGGAGAAUGGAUCUAUUAUUGAAGCAAUUUGUAAAACAAACUUUUUCAUCGAAUUGCUCAAAUUAUUUAAGCAAUAUUGUUGGAAUAAUUUCUUGCAUAACUACGUAAAGAAGUGCUUGGUGUAUGGAUUGAAAGCAUUCGAUACAAUUCCUAACAGCACAAAGUUGGUAAUUUCUGCCUUACAAAGACAUAUUAUUGUUGAAUGCAAAGUCGCUGAUAAGCUGAUAGACUGCUGGAAUGUGAAUGAUGAAAGUCAAAAAUCCGGUGGUCGUCGAAUGGGUUACAUGGGACAUUUAAUCGACAUCUUCAAUGACAUUCAUUCGACUUUAUCUGUAUCGGAUGACUUUUGUGCCUUAAUUGAAAGCAGUUUAACUUUAGAAAAAGAAGGUGACGGUGAGUUAGCAAUUGAUAUGUGGCGACGCAUUUUACAAUUAAAUGAGGAAGAGAAGAAGACUCAAAGCCGUUUGUUAGCUGAUUGUGAUCCGACUGUUCGUCAAGACGAUGGCCGUGAUGGUCUUUCUGGAUUUCCGUCCUCUAAUGCUGAAUAUGAAAAUGAUACCGAAGACUUCGAUUACCAAUUUAACGCCUCAAUGCUCGGUGCAGUAAAUGGCGUUGAUGAUUUCCUAGACGAUUUUAUAAAUGAUGAAAACACAGAUGCACGAAAUAAAUUUUUUGAAGAGGCUUGCAUUCAAAACCUCUCAACAUUUUCAAUGGACACAAAUUUUGCUGAUUGGAAUAACGCAGACGCAACAAGUGCAAAUCACGAUUUUCCAUUUAAUUUUGAAAGUUCUCUUAGCCUUAAGACAUCAUCGUCACCAUUUGAAGGAGGUACAUCAGAGGAGCAUGCAAACAACGAUGAAGAAACUUUCAUAGCAUCAAGUAACUUAGAUUCUAUAAUUGGUAAUAAUAAUAUAAGCAAUCAGCAACUCUUCAAUGGUACUUCUUCUUAUGACCAAAAUGAUUUCCUUAUGAAUUUUUACGUUACUAACACACAUUUCCCACUCUCGGCCACUAACAACAUUUCUCCGUACAAUCCGUUUCACUAUCAUCAUAAAAUUCAUGAUGAUACCGAUAUCAAUAGCAAUAAUGAUAACUGGGCAAAUUUUAAUUCAGAUAAUUUUGCGGAUUUCGAUUCGCAUUUCACGAACAUGCCGACGUCAAAUGAUGAAGCAACGAAACCGUUGGAGGAAGGAGAAAAGUCUGACAAUGAAGAUAAGCAUGUGAGUGACACAUGCUUUGUUGCAACAACUCAAACGAUUGAAAUCUCAAUGGCCCCACCUAAGCCACCGAUCAAGCGAGAUUUUCAACUUGGAACGGCUGUGCCUGCAUCAGCUGUCGAUUUCAGACAAGCUUUAGAAGAAAUAGAAGACGAUGAGUUCUUUUCAUUGAGAGAUGAUUCCAACGAAAUGAGCAGCUUAACCGAUGAUAAUGACAAGAAGUUAUUGGAAAAUACUGAGGUGCCUGAUGAUGAAGAUGAUGAUUUUGAAUCAGCUGAUGAAAGUAAAGAAGCUAUUCCAACAUCAGAAAGUUCAUUAAAGCCGAUUGAAAAAUAUGCACAAGCGCCUGGAAACGAGCUCAUUUCUCAAGUCGUAUCAUUAGAAAACGGAACGUCUUAGAACAAAAAAUCAUGAAAGUAUGAAUUAAAAAAAUAAUGUGACUGACGAUUGACACAUUUUCUAAGAAUUAUUCUUCUAUUAUUUUAUUUUUUAUGCAAUAGCUCGGUGGAAAAUAUUUGUCAAACUCUAAAUACCUAGAUCAAUUUGCUUGUUUAUUUAGGAUUGACAGCAAAUUAAAGAAAUAAAUUUGAAGAAAACAAUCCCACACGUAAUGUUUACUCUAGUGAAAAAUGCUUUCAUGUAAAUUCUUUACCGGGUUCAGAAAUUUGUAUUUUUUCCUUAUUUUCAAAGAGAUAAAUUCUUGUUCGUACCUAAUUCUUAUUUCUACUUCAUAUUAAAUCGAUUUUCAUGUUACCUUAUGAAGAAAAUAAAUAUAAUUAAUACUUACGACCAUUUUCACCUCACUCGAUUCUAUUUUGUCUUCUGUAUUUAUUCUUAAAUGUGUAGCAAUAUAUAAUGCAAAAUAAUCUUUGAUUUUUGUCAACUGUCAAUGUAAAUUAUUCUUCUUAAUCAUCACAAUCGCUUUAAUACAGUUCAUAAUUAUCUAUGCGCGACUUUCAAAACAAAUAAUUUAUUUUAGCAUAUCAAUAACAUCGAUGAAUUCGUUACAAGAAAUUACAAAAUUUAUUAUAUUCAAUACUUUGUUAGUUGGUGAACAUUGCGCUUUUCUACAAGAAAUCAGAUUAGAUCUUAUUGUAAAUACAAAGUAUCACCUGAACAUUGAUUAAAACACAUGACAAAAGAUAUAUUUUUUGAAGUUUCACACUGCUCACAAUAAACAAUUUACUCAUUAUUAGUAGUUAUAAACUAUCAUUUAAUGAAAGUGGUCGUAUGAAUUUUUCGAGUGCAACUUAUUAUUAAAUUUCUUAUAAAAAGACUCAGCUUAAACAUUUCGAUAGAUUUCGCAUAAAAUUGCAAAAUGUUAUCAUUUCAUAAUGUAAUAAAAUGAAAUCGUAGGCAUGUUCUUUGAAGGAAAAGAAUGCAAAGUGGAACAAGAAAAUACUUCUUAUUUAUAAGCAGUUUUUUAAUGGUACUCUUGGGUCACAGACAGUGUCUAAUAAUCACGAACAAUUUCCAGCCUUAAAAUAGAGACAAAAAAUGAAAAAAAAAACAUUGAAUUAAUCAAACAACAUUUGAUUUUUGUGGCAAUUAAAAAUGAAUGUUUUUAUAUUUAUGAAAAAUAAUCAAAAGUGACGCGAAAGUCGAGAUUAUUAAAAAUCACAAAGAAAAAAAGAAGAAUUUGAAUGAAAAGUUUGAAGCAAUAUUUGCCAGUAUCUUUUCUAAUUAAAUUGAAAGUAAAAUUGAAUGAAAUUGUAUAAUUCUACUUUAUGUCCAAAAAUAAGGAAAGAUCUUAAAUAGGGGAAAAAAUGAAUUCAUGUGUGUAUCAUUAUUGUAAUUAGCUGGGAAAAUGCUUGAGAGAGAAUUAAUGUUAGAAAAGUUCAAAUUGAAAUCUUUCAAAAUUUAUGAUCAUAGCUCAAUGUUGAUUAGGAAAAUUAUCAAAAUUCUUCCUUCGCUUCCACUCAUAAAAUAAAACAAACUAAUAAUUGUUCAAAAUGAAAAAAAAAAGACAUUUGUUUUAUCAUAAGCUUUUACCAUCACACUUCAAGUGCACAUUAAUAUAAACAAUGUAAAGGUAAUCUAUAAAUUUCCCAAUUUUUCGCACAACGAAAUGAAUAAGCGAAGAAAAUUUAAGUUAAAUGAUUUUCAAUCCAAAGUUAAACAACUUUUUUUUUCAUAUUUUUAUAACCAUUUAGAAUCUAUCGUGAGUCUUCUUGAUUCAUUAUAAAAAGAAUCCGGACAGGGUUGUUCAAUACAUUCAUCAAAUUUUUGCCAUAUCGUCUCUAAUUGUGUGCAUUAGAGAAACUUAAGUAUAAAAUCUCUUUCAAAAUUGAAAUUUUGAACUGCUUCAAUGUUUACCAAAUUUAUCAGAAGGAAUGAAACAUUAGUUUUUAUAUAACUUUUUACUUUACCCAAAUGGAGUAACUAAAAGUAAUAUUUACGAAAAACAGUGCCCAAAAAUAAGAAAAAAAAGAAAUAAAAAUGAUAAAAUAUGUAAAUUUUUUUGCUUUUGUUCGCAUUGCUCAAUGUUU
Molecule: messenger RNA, 4944 nt
Organism: Clunio marinus
Lineage: Eukaryota; Metazoa; Arthropoda; Insecta; Diptera; Chironomidae
Source: the annotation of a GenBank genome assembly